UCAUCCAAGCGGAGACCUGGCCCCAAGCCUCUGCGGUCCAGCUCGCCUAGGACGCAAUACCUGAUCCUCUACAAUUUCAUAUCUGCCCUCCUGUGGCUCAUAGUCCUGGGCCGGGUAGUGCUGCUCGUGCCGCUCGUGGGUUUUGGCCGCACCUACGAUGGCGUCGGGACAUUCGCAAAAUGGACGCAAACCCUGGCCGUGCUGGAAAUUCUGCACGCAGCGACAGGUCUUGUGAGAGCUCCUAUCAGCACUACGGGAAUGCAGGUCUCUAGCCGCCUGCUGCUGGUCUGGGGUAUUGUCAACAACUUCCCCUUUCUUGCAAAGAGCGCCGGAUACUCAAGCAUGCUCAUUGCAUGGAGUGUCACCGAGGUCAUUCGAUAUUCAUACUUCGUCGUGAACCUGAGUGGAUACCAGCCAGCUUUCAUUACCUGGUUGAGAUACAACACCUUCUAUGUGCUAUACCCGAUGGGAAUCAGCAGCGAAUGCUGGUUAAUAUACAAGGCAAUUGAGCCAGCAAAGGAGAUCAGACGGGAAUAUGCCUGGAUCUUGCAAGCAAUUCUGCUCAUCUACAUUCCAGGCAAGUCUACUGCUGAAGGACGCUGCUCGUAUAUCCUCUUCACACACAUGAUGGCGCAGCGGAGAAAGGUGAUGAGAGGGAAGCAG
This is a messenger RNA of Amorphotheca resinae ATCC 22711, 663 nucleotides long. RefSeq lists its product as hypothetical. The annotation marks the transcript as partial. The transcript is spliced from 3 exons. Gene Ontology annotation, biological process: very long-chain fatty acid biosynthetic process; sphingolipid biosynthetic process; fatty acid elongation. Lineage: Eukaryota; Fungi; Ascomycota; Leotiomycetes; Helotiales; Amorphothecaceae. Gene Ontology annotation, molecular function: 3-hydroxyacyl-CoA dehydratase activity. The record is from RefSeq and is a predicted model, not a curated record. Gene Ontology annotation, cellular component: endoplasmic reticulum membrane.